Messenger RNA from Neolamprologus brichardi, 3051 nucleotides. It is a transcript of the gene bcl11ab, whose product is annotated as BCL11 transcription factor A b. Lineage: Eukaryota; Metazoa; Chordata; Actinopteri; Cichliformes; Cichlidae. Gene Ontology annotation, biological process: negative regulation of dendrite development; regulation of transcription by RNA polymerase II. The record is from RefSeq and is a predicted model, not a curated record. Gene Ontology annotation, molecular function: DNA-binding transcription factor activity; RNA polymerase II cis-regulatory region sequence-specific DNA binding. Gene Ontology annotation, cellular component: nucleus.
UCGCAGAACGUCACGUCCGCACUUGAACUUGCAGCGCAGGGGGCUUCACUAUACCCCCAUCACUCUCUCUUUGCAAAAAAGUCAUGAAGAGCUCCGCAGAGCCCGCACCGCACUACUCCUCACCCUCUGUAUGAUCAGCAGCUCAUUGCUUUUUUUCCUUGUUGGCUGUCAGACGCAUCAAUGAAGAUAUUUCAUUUGGAGUUUACCUUGUAGGAAAGGAUUUCCCAAUGUGAACUCAGCUGAAAAUCCGUCACUAAACCAACAUGUCUCGCCGCAAGCAGGGCAAACCCCAGCACUUGAGCAAACGGGAGUUUUCGCCUGAGCCGCUCUCAGGUGUUUUACCAGAAGAAGACUCUCAGGACUCCCCCAGCCUGGGAGUGGCUCAGGGCGAGCCCCUAAAAGGGGACCAGGACCUGCUGACCUGCGGCCAGUGCCACUCUCGCUUCCCCUUAGCUGACAUCCUGCUUUUCAUUGAACACAAACGGAGGCAGUGCCACGGUAGCCUCUGUGUGGACAAACCUCUGGACAGGCCACCAUCCUCCCCGCUCGCCUCUCCUCUUUCCACAUCCUCGUCACACUCGCGGACCCACCAUCAGCACCAAAGGAGGGUGCGUCAACCUGUCGAGGUGGCUGUUCAGGUGUCACCGCAGGAUGAGGAUUGUUUAUCUGCACCCUUGCAAGGAAUAAUCCCUAAGCAGGAGAAUAUAACAGAUAAAGAUGAGCCCAGCAGUUACACCUGCACCACAUGCAAACAGCCUUUCACCAGUGCCUGGUUCCUGCUCCAGCAUGCCCAGAACACCCAUGGCUUCCGUAUCUAUCUGGAGAGCGAGCCCGGCAGCCCCCUCACCCCUCGUGUGGCUGCAGCUCCCGGAAUGGGGGGUGACUGUAAUUCCUCCCAGCCCCCCCUUUAUGCUGUACACUUGGCUGAUGGCAGCCCUUACAGCCUCCUGAGAAUGCCGGGUUCUGGGUCUGGUCGGGAUUCAGCGUCCACGCCUCGUGAGGGCCGCUAUCCCCGAACGCCACCGCUAUUCAGCCCACCGCCGCGCCAUCACCUCAGCCCUGAUGACUUAGCCUUGGCAACACACCAUCCCAGUGCUUUUGACCGGGUGAUGAGGCUGAACUCUGUGCCAUUAGAAGCCCCUCAGACCAUGGACUUUUCUAGACGUCUACGUGAGCUGGCCGGAAAUGCCACAGGAGGUUCUCCGCCUCUUUCCCCUAACAGACCCAACCCUAUGCAACGGCUGCUGCAGCCUUUCCAGCCAGGUUCUAAGCCUCCAUUUUCAGCAACACCUCCCCUCUCCACCUCUCAGUCACCUUCUGGCUCACGUUCCACACCUAAUCCUGUAACAAAUGCAGUCCAAUCGACCACCCCUCUCAAAGCAAAAUCUUGUGAGUUCUGCGGGAAGACCUUCAAAUUCCAGAGCAACCUUAUUGUUCACCGGCGUAGCCACACGGGGGAAAAGCCAUUUAAGUGUCACCUCUGUAACCAUGCCUGCACACAGGCUAGCAAACUAAAACGUCACAUGAAGACACAUUGUCAGAGUAAGUCUUCACUCCUUAAUGCCAAGUCAGAUGAUGGUCUUUCAACUGCUAGCUCACCUGAACCUGGUACGAGUGAGCUGAUGGGCAGUGCCACAGAUGCACUCAAGUCAGUGGUGGCUAAGUUCAAAAGUGAGAACAAUGGCCUUCUGCCUGAAAAUGGAGAGGAGGAGGAGGAAGAGGAAGAUGAUGAGGAAGAGGAAGAAGAAGAAGAAGAUGAGGAGGAGGAGGAAGAAGAGGAGGAGGGGGAGGAGGAGGAAAUUGAAAGAAAGCCUGGAGUAGAAGAAGAGGGAAGGAAUGACUACCGAUUUAGCUUGAGGCUUGAAGGGGCUCGCCAUCACCAGAACAGCGAGGCUCUGCACCCACAUCGCCGGAGCUUAUCCAGGGAGCCUAUUGAUGAAAACUCAGCCAUGGAGUCAGACCAGGCAGAUGACGGAACCACUACUACUAUCAAUGGCUUGAGACCUCUAUCUAAUGACAACCUGUCCAGGAAGCUGUUGGGUGGAGGGGUCAGUCCUGGUUCCCUCAGUCCCCUGUCCAAGCGCAUCAAGGUAGAGAAAGACCUUGACCCUCCCACUCCCACAAUCCCAAACACAGAGAACGUCUACUCUCAGUGGCUCGCUGGCUACGCUGCCUCCCGGCAACUCAAGGACCCCUUCAUCAGCUUCACAGGUGGGGACUCCAGACAAUCACCCUUUGCCUCUUCAUCUGAGCACUCUUCAGAAAACGGCAGCUUGCGCUUCUCUACUCCACCCGGUGAACUCGACGGGGAACGUGCCGCAUCAGUACGGAGCGGCACCGGCAGCGGGUCCAGCACUCCCCACGGUGUCAGCGGCAAUGGCAGGCCGAGCUCGAAGGAUGGUCGCCGCAGUGACACCUGUGAAUUUUGUGGCAAGGUGUUUAAGAACUGCAGCAACUUGACUGUGCACCGACGCAGUCAUACCGGAGAGCGGCCCUACAAAUGCGAGCUGUGCAGCUAUGCUUGCGCUCAGAGCUCAAAGCUCACCCGUCACAUGAAGACCCAUGGACAGAUGGGCAAGGACGUGUACAAAUGUGAAAUCUGCCACAUGCCUUUCAGUGUAUACAGCACUCUGGAGAAACACAUGAAAAAGUGGCACAGCGACCGCCCUCUGGCUAAUGACAUUAAGACUGAGUAGGCAAAGAGCAGCAUGCUGGUUGCUCUCUCUCAGCUCCUCUGGCUAAAAAGCAACCCUGGCUAACUAGCCAAUAAGUAAGGGGAAAGGACAACAGGGUUAGACACCAGUACACAGUACAGCCCUGUUUUCAUCCCGACUGGAAGAAGCUAGAUGCAUGAUCCAUUACCGGGGCAAUACUAUUGCAUCACACUUAAAACUUUUUGAGCCUUUCUAUUGUGCAAUAAUUUACACGUUUUGUAUUUUUUGUAACUGGACAGCAUGCUCUGUGUGUUUUGGCUACCUAGAGAGAAAAUUGUCCUCAGCUGGUGGGUUUGGUUGUACAUGUGUUGCUGUUUAUACUUUUGAUUUCUUCAAC